AUGGGAAACACGUUCUGUUUGUUCUGUGGAUGCGUCGCUCAAUCGAGCGUCGGCGUCGUGGAACAGUGGGGUCGCUUCCACCGCCUCGCGCAACCCGGUUUCCACUUUUUCAACCCGCUCGCCGGCGAAUGCCUCGCCGGAAUACUCUCUACCAGAAUCUCCUCCCUCGAUGUCCGCAUCGAGACCAAAACCAAGGACAAUGUGUUUGUGCAGUUGCUAUGUUCAAUUCAGUACCGAGUGAUUAAGGAAAACGCGGAUGAUGCUUUCUAUGAGUUGCAGAACCCUCAGGAACAGAUCCAAGCUUAUGUUUUCGAUGUGACACGUGCAAUUGUUCCAAGAAUGAACUUGGAUGAGCUAUUUGAACAGAAGGGUGAGGUUGCGAAAGCUGUCUUGGAGGAACUUGAAAAGGUGAUGGGAGAAUAUGGGUAUAAUAUAGAGCACAUACUCAUGGUUGAUAUUAUACCUGAUCCUUCUGUGCGUAGGGCAAUGAAUGAGAUCAAUGCAGCUCAAAGGAUGCAGCUUGCUAGUGAGUACAAAGGAGAAGCUGAAAAGAUAUUGCUAGUAAAAAAAGCAGAGGCUGAAGCGCAAGCCAAGUACUUGGGUGGGGUUGGUGUAGCUAGGCAGAGGCAAGCUAUCACAGAUGGCUUGAGAGAGAACAUCCUGAAUUUCUCUCACAAAGUAGAAGGCACUAAUGCUAAGGAGGUGAUGGAUCUUAUCAUGAUAACUCAGUACUUUGACACAAUCAAAGACCUUGGGAACUCAUCAAAGAAUACCACUGUUUUUAUACCCCAUGGACCUGGCCACGUUAGGGAUAUUGGAGAGCAGAUACGCAAUGGACUGAUGGAAGCAGCCAGUGCUCAAGUAAAUGUGGAGGAGUGA
Messenger RNA from Sphenostylis stenocarpa, 879 nucleotides. NCBI's taxonomy places the organism in Eukaryota, Viridiplantae, Streptophyta, Magnoliopsida, Fabales, Fabaceae. The record is from the annotation of a GenBank genome assembly.